Messenger RNA from Suillus fuscotomentosus, 726 nucleotides. RefSeq lists its product as uncharacterized. The record is from RefSeq and is a predicted model, not a curated record. Lineage: Eukaryota; Fungi; Basidiomycota; Agaricomycetes; Boletales; Suillaceae. Bases 1 to 726 code for a protein of 241 amino acids. The transcript is spliced from 4 exons.
AUGAACGGUUCUUCCCCUUCCCCUCCUGAUAGCAUAAACAUCUGGCGCACUUGGGCCCUGACUGUGACUUAUGAAGCAGGGGAAUAUACUGAACAGAAAUUCAAGGCAGAGAAGACUGGAGGAGGCCCGGUCAUACCUUCCCCCAACCUAGACACUGAUCUGGUGAUGGCGUGCGAUCGCUUGGCUGAUGUACUCAUAAAGGCAUCUAAAAAUCCCAUUCAGAUGCAGAUGGAUAUUGCAAGAUAUAGCAAAUUGAUCUCCCCGAAGGACACCGGGCAUAAUGAACAUAAAGAGGCGAGGUUGCUUGAGAGAUGUCCUCCUGGCCAUGAAGGCAAAAGGUUGGUCGAUGAACCUGCAAUAAUUCUUGAUGCAUCCGGUGCCAUCAUUGCAUGGUAUCUCCCAGACGCCCUGACAGACACCACCCAGAAGGAAAUCAGGGAGGCCACCUAUUUGCUCUCUCCAAGCCUCGAAAAAAGUGUAAGGGCUGAUGGCAAUUGGCGAACUAAUCAAAGGUUGUUCAACCGGGGCUCGGAAGAUGUUGGACCAACUCCCGGAUGCAUCAAUCUAUCUCCGGCAUGGUUUCAACAGGGACACGAGAAUGUGUCCAAUCCGGAGGUAUCUGCAUCAUUGAAGGGACCUUCCUGCGAGAAUAUCCUCAAAGCCAUUGCAAGGCCAGCAGCCAUCGCAUCCGCGGCACUCAGAGUCAUGCAUCCUGAGCAGUACUAG